Molecule: messenger RNA, 6788 nt
Organism: Acanthochromis polyacanthus (spiny chromis)
Lineage: Eukaryota; Metazoa; Chordata; Actinopteri; Pomacentridae
Gene: dio2
Product: iodothyronine deiodinase 2
Exons: 2
Molecular function (GO): thyroxine 5'-deiodinase activity
Source: RefSeq, a predicted model, not a curated record
GUGAUCACUGUUGUGUUGCACUUUGAAUCAUCUUGAACAUGAAGGGUUCUACACAAAUAAACUCGCCUUGUGUUGCAGGCUGUUUGUUUUCAUGUGUUCAUUUUCAGCUCUGCACAUUUAUUUCCAGAACACAUAAAAAGAGAGAAAAGCGUGGAUCUGUGUGGGUGCCCAGAAGUGAGGGAGGAGAGGAAGGAGAAAGGAGGAGCAGGAGGUCUGCACUGGGCCUACAUCUGACGUCAGGAUCCUGCAGCAGAGAUAAGCUUCAUAUGAACUACAAUGUCCAUCCUUUUAAACAGAGCCAGAGUGCGCCACAGGGCAGACCUAAAGGAGAGCAGAACAGACAAGGCCGCCACACAACUUCUGCUUGCUGCACUUGACUCAUUUUGUGCGCACGGCGUGGCGCAGUCCAUGGCGCAGAUCAGUGAGUAUGAGGAGAGCAGAUAGGAGCCGCGGUGCCGCGCUGCGCGUAAUGAACGCUCUUCAGUGACUCGCCUGCGGUCGUGUAUUCGCAGAAAAGACAAAAUGGGAUCAGCUAGUGAGGAUCUGCUGGUGACACUCCAGAUACUGCCCGGGUUCUUCUCCAACUGCCUGUUCCUUGCCCUGUACGACUCCGUGGUGCUGCUGAAGCGCGCCGUGUCGCUGCUCAGCUGCUCCAGGUCCGCCGGCUGCGGAGAGUGGCGCCGCAUGCUGACCUCCGAGGGGCUCCGCUCCAUCUGGAACAGCUUCCUGCUGGACGCAUACAAACAGGUCAAACUUGGCUGUGAGGCGCCCAACUCCAAAGUGGUGAAGGUGCCGGACGGCCCCCGGUGGAGCAGCGCCAUCAGCAGCAUGGCGAGUGUCCCGUGUGGAGCCAAGAUCCAGAAUGGAGAUGAGUGUCGCCUUUUGGAUUUUGAAUCAUCAGACCGCCCUCUGGUGGUCAACUUUGGCUCGGCCACCUGACCCCCGUUCAUCAGCCACCUGCCUGCUUUCCGGCAGCUGGUGGAGGACUUCAGUGACGUGGCUGAUUUUGUGCUGGUGUACAUUGAUGAGGCUCACCCGUCCGACGGCUGGGUGGCGCCCCCUAUGGGUUCUUGCUCCUUUAGCUUCCGGAAACACCAGAACCUGGAGGAGAGGAUGGGAGCAGCACGCAAACUGAUUGAGCACUUUUCUCUGCCGCCACAGUGUCAGUUAGUGGCCGACUGCAUGGACAACAAUGCUAACGUGGCUUAUGGGGUGUCCAACGAACGGCUGUGCAUAGUUCAACAGAGAAAGGUUGCCUACCUGGGGGGGAAGGGGCCGUUUUUUUACAGUCUGAAGGAUGUGCGACAGUGGCUUGAACAGAGCUACGGUAGACGGUAGGAGGAAUAAAGGACUAGAACAGAGGAAGUGCCCUUUUUAGUCUGGAAUUGAGAGAAGAUUUGGUUUUGUAUAGAAAUGGAAUUUCAAGGUAGCUAUAAUGAGUUUUCAUCCAGAGCUGCAGAAGAAGAGCAACUUCUUUCUGAAAUUAGGCCGACUUUUCACCCAGCACUUCAUAUACGUUGAGAUGAACACGUGUUAAAACCUGUGAUGAUCCACAUUAACUGACAGCACGUUGACUGAAGACGACCUAUGAAGCUGACAGUUUCUGUUCUUCAUCUGCAUUUGUAUCUGCUUUCACUGCUAGAGUCAUCUUUUGCAUGGUUUACAAAUUUAAAACAAUUACAAAAACAAGAACCUAUAUGAAAAAAUAGGUUAUACAUUUCUAAAUGUCUAAUUAUUUUAUGAACAUUUUAAUAUUCAGUGUUUUUUACACUAUGAUUUCAUUCUCCCUUUUCCCUGGUUGGAUGAAUCAGAGUGCUUUUAAAAAAAGUUCAUAUUUACAGGUUUGAAUCAAAGUAGAUUGAAUGUGGCUUUUUUUUUAAAAAACUCUGAUUAAUAGAAAAAGAUCAUUACAGUGUAAAAACAGACCAGUGUCAUUUAAGUACAAGUUCCAUUCAUCCCCUCAGUCAGUAGGAGUUCAUGUAGAAGCUGCUUCAGUGUGUGGAUGGGUCUCAGCAUGUUGAGGUGGCUGCAGGUUUUUGCUGUUCCUCUUAAAAGCUGCUCAGGUGUUAUGAAGACAGUCCAGUCACAGGUUGGACUGAGACCUGCUCCUUCAAUCAGACAGGACGUUGGUUUGGAUGUUUUAAUGCUCUCUUGGUGUAACUCUGACUACAUGCUUGAGCUUAUUGUCUGGCUAAAAAAUGAAUCUCUCAGGUGACAGGUAACUUGCAUCAGGUUUUCCUCACGGAUUUCCUUUGCUACAUUCAUGUCACCUUUUACUCUGUCUGCUGCACAGAGACGUCCUCUGGGAUUACUUCGCCUCUGGUUGCUUCUCUUCUGGAGGUGCUUCUCCUUUGGGGUUGCUUCGUGCUGGAACUUCUGUUUUAUGAUGUGCAUUGUGUGGCUUACAGCAGACAUGGUAUUUAGCCUCUCAGUUUUGGUGUUCUCAGACCAUGAAAACAUUCUUCCAGCUGAGCUCACAGUUUCCCACAAUCUGUCUGUCCAACUGUAGCCCAGAUGUCACGUGAGCUUUUUUAAGGCUUCUGGUUGCAGCCCAAACUCCCUCAUUUAGCCUUCAAAAUCCAUAAACACUGUUUCUUAAACUGUGUAUGGAUUUGUGUUUUUUGUAUUUUUUAGAGGUGCACUUGUCAAGCGUGGGAGUCCUGGGGGCUAAAGAUUGGCUAAUCCAUGUUUGCUUUGUCAUGUGUGUUAUUGUACUGCAAGCUUCUGGCAUAUGAAGGGCUCUGAGCACAGCACCAAGCUGUUUGUCCAUUACGUGUCUUUGACCGACUGCCUCUUCUGUCAGUAAUGUGUUCAGACAUGUCACUGGAGCUUGCAUACGUUGAGUUAUGUUCAGAUGUUUAUUGAUUGUGUGUGGACGUGGUGUUAGAUUCAGGGCUGUGCAGUGUUCGCUAAAGGACGACUUCAUGUCAAAUACAAAUGCAGGACUUCAGAAUCUCUCCAAAAGUUGUUCCUACAGUUGAAACCCCAUGACUAAUGAGGUGGUCUCCAUAUUAAUCACUGUUUGAUUGCUUAAAUCAGCGGAUUGCACCACAACUAAUUCUUUGUAGAAAAACUCUUCUCCAAAAAAAGAGUAUAGUUACUUUGUAAAAACAAGUACCAAGAUGGAUGCAAGUGUAGUGAUAGUCGUUCAAAUAACUAGACAUGUCAGAUGAAAAAAGCAGCUUUUGAAAUAACUGUUUUGUGACUAGUGACCAACACUUUUCCUCAAUUUAUUUUUUGAUGAGGAUGUGUCUGACAUCAUCUCAACCUCAGAGGCCCCCUCAGGUGAAGAAGUGAACACACACCUGUGUUUCCAGUAGAUAAAAAUCCUUCUUUAAUCCUCCCGAAAACAGGCCUAAGUUCCAGAUCCAGAGAGGACACAACACAAACUAGUGGACAGAAGAGACACAGAAUUAGCGAUAUGCAAGUGUGAUGUAUGACUGUAUCAGUCCCUCCAAGAAUUCAUGAUGUUGCGAUUGCGUGAAUUCACGCGAAAUCAACCAAUCUCUGCGAAUUUUGGGCGACCUUGCAAUUUUGUCCAAUCACCGCAACUUUCCCGCAAUUUUGGCCCGCCUCCUGUGAGUUCCACCAAUCAGAGCAGUCCCCAGCGCAAACCUAAUGCACGUACGUCACCGAAUUCACAUAUUAAACAUAUUAGAACGGCUGAAAUGAGCGGACAACAGACCAGACAAAUCACCAUGAUGGAAACUGUUGCAUCCAGAUCCGUUAGAGCACUGAAAGAAUGAGGUAAAUUAGAUUAAUUAUUCCACCAAAGAACACUGCAGAGUUAUGUGACGAUCAGCGUGUGUGAAUCCUUCCUCUGAUACCCCAUCACUCAAAACAGACUCAGGGAUUUAAAUGAAGUUUUCAGGGUCGGUCAGAAAUGACACAAGGACCAAAUGAUUAGACUUCGGCAGUGAUACGGCUUAAAGUUUGGAUCCACCGAUUUGUUAAGGAUUCAUAGCAGCACGGCGUCUGAUAGCGGCAUGGUAACCAUGGCAACAAGUGAACGCUAGCUCAGCGAUCACAUGAUUGUGAUCCUACAACAAAUCUACCACUGUGGACGUAUCAGAAAUGACACAAAGAACAACUGAUUAAAUUGUGGGGGUGUUUCUGAGUCCCAUGAAUUCCCGUCGCCCACUACAUAUUUAGGUCACGUCGUAUUAAACUAGUAUCUGGCUGCUGCUAAUGUCCCACCAUGGUGUGCCAGCUUUUGUGGAAAUGGGUUGGAACGUUAAAUAAUUAAUUUCGGAAUAAAUAUUGUGGGACUAAUAAAAGAUAUUCUAUUUAAGCCGAAUCUUCAAAGUAGAGAGGAUGACUACCUCCCAAACCCAAACUGGGAUCUGAUUCCACAACAGAGGAGCUGAUAGCUGGAGGUUUUGCUUCUGGAACCUCUGGAACCAGCAGUAAAUCUGCAGUCUGAGAAUGAAGGACUCUGUUAGGAUGAUCUGGAACUAACAGGUUUUUAAGAUAUGAUGGAGCUAGUAAUUAAGAGUGUUAUAUGUUAGAAGCAGGAUUUUAAAUUCUAUCCUGGAUUUUACAGGGAGUUGAUGAAGAGAAGCUAAUAGGAGACGCCUGAUCUCUGUUCCUGGUUCUUGUCAGAACUCUGGCAGCAGCAUUUAGGAUCAGCUGGAGGUUUUAGGAGAGUUAUUGGGGCCUCCUCCUAAUCUAGCAGCAAAUUAAGAAAUGAAUCAUCUAAUUUUUCAACAGAAUGUUCUUGAUUUAGACAACAUGUUCGAGAGGACAUGUCUGUUUCUGUCGUUUGUUUAAAAAAAAUAAAUAGAAAGUAAGUCCUGAAGAAAAGUGAAACUACAAAUGCUCAUUAGGAGAUAAGGCGAGGUUCUAUCAUGGAUUAUCUAUUAAACACAGGUGUGUUCAUUUUCACUUUUACCUGACAGAAGACGCUGCGUAUCUGAAGCAUUCCUGCAGAUAUAACUGGUGGUCUGCCUCUCUGUCUCCUCAUCAUGCUAUGAAUGAUGACGAGUCUUGCUUUGCUAGUCCAUUCUGCAGUGCAUCAUGUCUGGUGGCACCGCAUGAUUCUGCUACAAUAUGGGGAAAUAUGACCUCUUGUUUGUUUGUAUUGCAUUAAACCAAUCACAGCCGUCAUGGGUGGAGCUCAGUAAAGGAUGCUGCUGGCAUUCCAGCAAAAUAGUGGCAGGUGGAAUAUUUUGGGUGCGAAAUUUGCAUGCAGAGAAACAAGCACUGUUAUUAAAAUGUAUAAUUCACUGCAACAAAAAAACUGUGCUUCAGUAUUUACAUUCCAAUGAAAAGCAGGGACCAUGAAAUACUGUUAAACAUCUUAACAUUAACAGACACACUGGCUGUUCUCUGUCAGUUCAGUGUCUAAAGGUUCCUCUGAUGUGAAGCCUCCGACCAUCUGCUCUCUGCACUGUGGUCUGUUCAUAUGAAGAAACAGUGAGACUUAAAGUGCCUCGUCAUCUAAAUCACCUGCUUUUUAUGCUAUGGACAAGGUCAGGGGGCAUGGCUUUGGUAGAAUAUGAGUGUGAUUAACAGCCAUGAAUCCAUAAAAACACAUAUCUAGUAGUGUAAUGCAUGUAACAUAAGUACAGGCAACAGACUGAGUAACUUACUGCUACCCACCUCAGGCCCUAUCAAAAGUGUAGAAUACUUAGUAAUUUGCUUUUUGUUGGUGAUUGGUUUGGAUUUUUCUGUAGAGAUCCAUUUUCAGGUGGCAGUAAGUGCAGAGUUAUAAAAGUCCCAUGAAUUCUCUUUGAUUCAGAAUUAUAGAACAAUGAGACACAGAAGCUUCGACACACGAGAACACCUGAGCUCUGCUACAAGGUGUUUCUCUUCACAUCUACAGGAAAAAAAUGAGAGAAAGCCGUCACUAGCCUUCACUGAUGCAUUUUAUUUAAAUUUCAAAUAAGAGUGAUUAAAGGAAAUGCAUGAGAACCCAUAGCUAGCUGGAAAUCCCUGAGAUUGUAGCAGCAAUGUGGUUCUCACCAGUUCUAGUUGACAGUCUCAACAGGAGAGAUGCUUGAAGGAGAUUUCUCUGCUUUUUUAAAAUCUAAGUGGGCUUAAAACAGCCCUUUCAGGCCAUAUUUCCGUGAACAGUAAAUGAUUGGCACUUGUAGCUGCUUGCCCUCAGGUCAAAGCACACCCACUCAUCAACAUGCAUAGACAGGAGAGAACUGUACUGGUAGAACCCUAAGAACCUUAAGAUUUUUGCUUCCAAGAACAUGAAGAUCUCUCCCAUGUCCCAUGUCAUGUCUUAUGAAUGAAAUUCAAUAUAAAUGACUUUGGUUUUAAUGUUGAAAUGCAUUUAUUACUAUUUAAUGUAAAUGCCAGCUCUGAAUCACAUCUGUGGAUGUAGAUUUUUGAAAAAAGAAACCUUAAAUAUUUAAAUACACUUUAAAGAUGUUUAGGUUGAGCUUUGAAGGUCAGCAGGUUUGUGAGGUUAUGUGUGCUUGACGUGGGUAUAGAAUGUGCAAAGAGGAUCAUUUUGAAAUGACAGCAUUUGAGCUUCUUAGGACGGAUGAGUGGCUCCAGUCACAGAGACAAAGGUGUGAAAAUGAAAACCCUUGACGAAAGAGUCCCAGACUCAGUCUCUGGUUGGAUAGUGAAGUGCACCUGGUCAACAUGACGGAGCUGCUGCAUCUGUUUUCAGUGUCAAUCUGCUAAAAUUGUAUGUCUCAGUAACAGAUAUAGACAUCUGUGUUUUCAAUUUUUUGUGCUUUUAUAAUGCUCUUUAGUGUAAUGUUUAUUUUUAUAUGUCAAAGGAGAAAAAUAACAUAAGUGGAAAAUAAAGAUGAAUAUUUGCUUAUGAA